AUUAUCCGUACGAAAGGCCCGGUGACCUUUCUAAGAUAUUGGGGCAAGCUGGCAUAAAGCUUGUUGCUCCUCUGUGUAAGAAUUUACUAGGUGUACAUUUCCCCUCAGAGCUCCAUCAAAAUCGUUGACGUCAUGAUGUCAAGAACGAGGCGAACGCUAGUCAUGACGAGCUCAUCUCUUACUCUACGUGAGUUAUUUAAAAGCUAGGUAACCUAGCAUUUUAUUCUGCAGGCGAUCCUCCCCACCAUUGAAUUCAUGCUAUGAAAAUGGCAGUACACCCAGAAGCCUACCUUGAAACUCAAUCACGAUUAACGACCUGGACCGAUGAGCUUGAAUUUCUGGGAUACAUUCUGUGCGAGCUUGUCGAUGCAGAUGGCUUAAGUACGAGAGGGUACGAGUGCCAUCAGGCAGCUGAUUUGCCAACUAUAGUUGACGUCGUUCAGCCGCAACUACAGAAGCCCGAUGGCAGGCUCGCCCAAGUUAUGAGAAAAAAAGAACUAAAAGCCCUCCGCCAAUCGAUAGCACAGGCGAAGCAAAUCCGGAACCAGAUGGCGCAUCACGCAACUCCAGAUGAGCAAAAGCUGAGAGACCUUGAAAGCACGAAGCGGAGCUUGUGUGAUUUGUUUGAGCGCGCUAUCAAGUCAGUCGCAUUGGAGCGUGAAACAGGCCAGAUUCCUUGGUCUCCGUGCUGUCAUAUUUACAAAACAUAUACGGAACAAAGACAGCCCUUAGUCGUCACAGUUCCGCUGAAUGAUGAAUCUUUGCUAUCUAUCCGUCAAAGAGUUCUUCGAGAUCACGACAGUAUCCAGGAAGGGUUGCUUCAUCGUCGACCAAAGCAUAAGGCAACUGAAGAAAGCCGACAAAAGCAGAAAGAUGACUAUGAAGCUGCUAUCACCAGAAGAAGGCAAAAGCAAGAGCGACAUAUGGCUUUACAGUCUCACUCUCUUACUGAAAAGCUCCAAAAACUGGAAGAAAGAUUCGAUAGGUCCCAGGAGCUUAGUUAUACCAAAUUAAACGUGAUAAAGGAGCGUAUGGGAGCAGAAAAAGAAAUAUUUCAUCGAAUGCGAACAGAGAUUCUUAAACGGGGGGUUUUGCAACCAGCGGGUGACGAGCCAACCCUGUUUAUGACAAUUCUGCUUGCAAUCAGCUCCCCACUCUGGAUACCUUGUGUGCUCAUCUACCACCUGUACAGCAGAUCCUAUGUCUAGCCACGCAUAUCACCCUUACAUUCAGCCGUGAGACCAAGUUUUGGACAGACUGUGAUAAAUACCAAUCUCCUAAAAUUCGUUGGCAACUUGCAGUUCCUAUAUUGAUGUUUCAGAGGUAGUUAUAGUGCGCGUGC
Molecule: messenger RNA, 1342 nt
Organism: Aspergillus homomorphus CBS 101889
Lineage: Eukaryota; Fungi; Ascomycota; Eurotiomycetes; Eurotiales; Aspergillaceae
Exons: 3
Coding region: 261-1208 (315 amino acids)
Source: RefSeq, a predicted model, not a curated record